This is a messenger RNA of Boleophthalmus pectinirostris (great blue-spotted mudskipper), 1316 nucleotides long. RefSeq names its product zinc finger DHHC-type containing 24 (gene zdhhc24). Gene Ontology annotation, cellular component: endoplasmic reticulum; Golgi apparatus. The record is from RefSeq and is a predicted model, not a curated record. The transcript is spliced from 4 exons. Gene Ontology annotation, biological process: peptidyl-L-cysteine S-palmitoylation; protein targeting to membrane. Gene Ontology annotation, molecular function: protein-cysteine S-palmitoyltransferase activity. Lineage: Eukaryota; Metazoa; Chordata; Actinopteri; Gobiiformes; Gobiidae. The coding region runs from base 130 to 1002 and encodes 290 amino acids.
CUCGUGCAUUGUGCUGAGGGGUUUGGGUUUGUUGCGCGGUAAACUGAGAAAUAACACGUUUUGUUUUGUACCUUUUCUGACAGAUUCUAGUCUGAAGAUAUUAAGUUCUUCAUCUACACAGGUGGAGUGAUGACCAGCUUGGCCACUAAAGUGUUCUGCAGGGCAGAGAGAGUAUGCCGUCAUCUGCCAGUGUUGCUCAACACGUUUUUGGUUUUCUCCAUUACUGGGGAAGUGAGCUACUUGGUUUUGGUGGAGGCUCCGUUAGAGGCAAGCUUGAAGAAAACUGCGUGGUCAGCCUGGUGGAAAGCAGUGCAUUUAAUAGCUCAGUACUUCAUGCUUGGAAAUAUUUGCUGGAACUCGUUGCUCUUCCUCAAGACCAGUCCUAGUAUAAAGGGAGUGUUCUUGGGAGAAGGCAUGGGACAGGGUUGGAGGUAUUGUUAUACAUGUGAGGCCCACACACCUCCCCGCUGUUCCCAUUGCUAUGAUUGCAAGGUGUGUGUUCUUCGCCGUGACCAUCACUGUGUUUUCUUUGGCCAGUGUGUGGGCUUCCAUAACUACCGCUACUUCCUGAGCUGCCUGCUUUUUAUGUGGUCAGGACUACUGUAUGCCACACUGAUGAACGCUGAGGUCUUCAUAGUCAUACUGAAGGAAGGGGUGACAGUUCAUAGUGUUCUGCUGCUUUUGAUUCCCUGGAUUAUGUUGGUAUCAGGCCGAGUCUCUGCAAGAGCAUUUGCAUUUGCAUUUAUUGCUGACACAUGUGUGGUGGGCUUCUUGUUGGUGUCUGCUUUUUUCUUCUUCCACCUUUUCCUGAUGGUCAGGGGACAAACGACAAGGGAGUGGUACUCCUCACGGCGCCCUUACAAUUUGGGACUACUUCGCAACCUGCAACACAAUUUAGGCCAUUAUUGGUAUAUUUGCUGGCUCUGCCCACUUAUCCCUUCACCAAUGCCUGGAGAUGGCAUACACUUUGAGGUCACAGGGUCACUAGAGCCUACCAGAUAAUGGAUUAUAAUUAUAUUUAUGAUUUUUUUACACUGUAAUGUCAAGUACUGAAUGAUUAGGUUGUAAUUUCAACAUUGCACUGCAGUUUGGUAAUCCCAAAUGUUGUUUUUAUUUUGACAGAAUGUUCCAACACAUAUGUGUUUAUUAAGUAUGAUGUGCUUUGGUGAAUUAUUAUGCUCCUUGCCUUAAGACAAGUAGGCCUGUUCAAAUUUUUUGAAAAUAUUUUUAUUACGUAAUUGCACUGCUGUAUCUUGUUUAACUGUCGUUAUUGAUGUGUGUAUAUAAAUGAGAUAAUAAAAUGUGUGUUUUGUCUG